AUGAUAGUCUAUGGCAAAGCGUGCCAUCUCUUGGUAGAAUUGGAGCACCGAGCGCUUUGGGCUCUUAAAACCGUGAACGUAGAUCUUACUCCAGCGGCUAGGAAAAGGUAUUUCCAAAUCCAUGAGUUAGAAGCCCUUAGAGAUACGGCGUAUGAGCGUUCUUGGAGUAUCAAAGAGAAAACAAAAGCGUUACAUGAUAGGAAGAUUAAGGGGUUGAAGGAGCUUAAAACCGGUGAUCAAGUGCUUCUUUACAAUUCGAAGUUUAAGUUGUUUCCUGGAAAGUUGAAGUCAAAGUGGACGGGACCGUAUGUCGUGAAGGAAGUGUUUCCGCAUAGUGCGAUUGAGCUAUACGAUGAAGUUAGUAAGAGAUCAUGA
Helianthus annuus (common sunflower) is the source of this 375-nucleotide messenger RNA. RefSeq lists its product as uncharacterized. The record is from RefSeq and is a predicted model, not a curated record. Bases 1 to 375 code for a protein of 124 amino acids. Lineage: Eukaryota; Viridiplantae; Streptophyta; Magnoliopsida; Asterales; Asteraceae. The transcript has a single exon.